AUUUCCAUAAAAUCUCAUUUCAAAAUUUCAUUCAUAAAAGUGAGAGAAUGUAAUUUCUUAUACAACUAAGAAACUACCCAAGAACCUACUCAGGGAUAUGAAUAAUCAUCCUAGAGCUUUGGAUGAUUUGAUCGAAUCGAAAAAGUUAAAGAUCUUUGCAAAACUGAAACAUGUUUAAGCCUAAAUUAGUUGUAUUUGACCUUGAUUGCACCUUGUGGCCCUUUUGGGUGGACACCUAUGUUUCUCCACCUUUCCGCAAAAAACAGAGUGGGAAAGUUGUGGACUCAAGAGGUGUCAAUAUCUCACUGUAUGACGACACGGAAGAGGUCCUUAGAUCUCUCCAUGAACAGGGUCUCAGAAUUGGCAUUGCUUCACGCACUAGGGAAGUGGAUGGAGCCAAUCAGUUGCUGUCACUCUUCAAUCUCAACCAAUACAUUUCCUUCAAGGAGAUAUAUCCAGGGUCAAAGGUCAAACACUUUAAAAGGUUGAAAGCAGCCAGUGGAGUCCAGUACAGCGAUAUGAUGUUCUUUGACGAUGACCAAGGGAACAUUAUAGAAGUCGAAAAACUUGGUGUGCGCUGUGUCUUAGUACCCAGUGGGAUCACUUCUGAAUUAGUUAAUGAAGAACUACAGGAGUUCAGGAAGAAUCUUCCGUCUUAACACGCCGCUCUCCUCUACCAGUCUAAUCCAGUGAAUUGCUGCAGUGCUGAUUUCAUACAGUGGAGAGCAGUGUGGUGCCACAAUGUUUAUUUGCUGCUUUAAGCAAGACCUCAUUUUACAUGCACAAACUGUCAUUAUUAAAUACCACAAUGUGUUAAGCACUUUUCGUAUUAACUGUUAAAUGUAGAACUACGCAUUGUAUUUUAAUAUUAAUCUAAUGAAAGAUUUUUUUUACAGUUUAGUAUGUAAGUAUGAAAUUUACUGAAAUUUACAGUAGGUGUUUUUAGCGUUCUAUCUAUGUAGUAAGAGACCUGGAUUGUUUUCUAUUGGGGCAUUUUAGGAUUCUCAUUAUUAUGUACAUUGUGGAUUAUAUAUUUGUCAGUGUUUGAACUGGUAAUGAAUUCUACAUAGACUGUAUUGUACAUGUAUUUCCAAAUGCCAGAGGAGUUUCUGUGAGGCUUUGUAAUGACUGGGUGUUUACAUGGUGACCUGUGUAGCUGUGUUGGUUAGCGCUGUGUAAACUGUGUAAAGCAUCAGAUGCGCUCUACAAAUCCACUGUUGUAUCUUCUCAAAUGUUAGUUUGGCCUAGAUUUAUUUGGCGACUGCAUGGGAGCCCUAAAAAAAAAGAUUGACCAUUUUAAACUGAAAUUAGUUCCGUGAAA
Messenger RNA from Chanos chanos (milkfish), 1321 nucleotides. Its product is annotated as magnesium-dependent phosphatase 1-like. The coding region runs from base 171 to 659 and encodes 162 amino acids. The transcript has 6 exons. Gene Ontology annotation, molecular function: acid phosphatase activity. The record is from RefSeq and is a predicted model, not a curated record. Lineage: Eukaryota; Metazoa; Chordata; Actinopteri; Gonorynchiformes; Chanidae.